GUCGUUCAGUACAAACCGUUAAGCAACGUAGCAAAUGUUCAAUCCAACUGAACGCACCUCUUGAGAUCAACUUUACAAUGGAGAUGUGAUCGCUAGCUAAAAUGCCUGUCCUCGCUUCAUUGUUGCAUUCAAAUGUAACUACAAGUUGUGUUACAUGUUUACUUUUCCUAACAGAUGCAUUGGACAACAUGCGAGAGCUAUCAUUAUUCUUUAGACUUGUAAAAUUCGAUAGCUCAUGAUAGCGGAUAGUUUUCGCUAAAGAUGGUACAACAAAUGCAUGAAGCAAGACAGCUAACUGAAAAACUUUAGAGAGCGGCGGGACAGGGGGUAUUUAGCUAUGGAUAGCCCAAUGUUUUCGAAGUACUCAUGGCUUGAUUUUCUUUUCUCGGUAGUCGGUGUGUGUACCUUCUUGUUUGACGUGGGAUCCGACAUUUGGGUCGCUACGGAGUUCUACUCGCGUGGGGAUUUCUUCUGGUUCGGAGUGUUGAUCGGCCUUAUGGUCCUGUCUUCGGUAGUGGUCCAGAUGUUUAGCUGGUUCUGGUUCAAAUACGACCGCGAACUGGAGGGCUUCGAUGAGCAAACUGCCAAGAAUGUCCUCUUUGGAGGCUGCGUCAAACUUUCAUUCCUGCUACAUGUACUUCAGCUCGGAUUCUUUUGCAGACACAUCUCAGCCAUAUGGCAGGGCUUCCGUGUGUGGUGGCGACAGGAGCAGGGCUCGGGGUACGCCGUGUACCUGACCCACGACCUGAGCAUGCUACGUCUCAUCGAGACCUUCUGUGAGAGCGCCCCGCAGCUCACCCUCAUGACCCACAUCAUGCUGCACAACAACAAGGCCAGGACGGUACAGUGUGUGAGUGUCGUGGCGUCAACUACUUCCAUAGCCUGGAUGGUGGUGGACUACCACCGCUCCCUGCGUUCCUUCCUCCCAGACAAGGCCAAGCAGGGCUGGGGCUCCGCCUUGGUCUACUUCCUGUGGAACCUGCUUCUCAUCGCGCCGCGGGUGGCAGCGGUCGCCCUCUUCGCCACAAUUCUGCCCUCCUACCUGGCUGCCCACUUCCUGCUUAUCUGGCCAGUGCUGGUGUUCUGGGURUGGCGGCAGGAGACAGACUUCAUGGACAGCGCAGGCGGAGAAUGGCUCUACCGGGCCACCGUAGGGCUCAUCUGGUACUUCAGCUGGUUCAACGUGGCGGAGGGAGGGACCAGAAGGAGGAGCAUCAUCUAUCACUCCUUCAUGGCUACGGACGGAGGGAUUCUGCUAGUCUCAUGGUGGUUCUACAGAGACCCGGUCCUGACACAGUCCUACGCCCCCAUCCUGCUGGCCACUCUGCCCCUCACCUACCUGAUGGGRGUCCUGUUUAAAACACUCUACUACUACUGUUUCCACCCUACGCUGUGGAUGCCCCCCGUCAGGGAGACAGGGUUAGAAGAGGAGCUGCCUGAUGGUCAAGAGAUGGUGUUCAGAUCCAUCGCCCCCCAAACUGGUWCUCCCCGGUUCCGUAACAAGAGGAUGGCAAGCCAUGCCACUCACUUCUACUCCGAGGAGGAAGCCAGGAAGCCCAUUAAGAUAAACGGGCGCGAGGCCAACACUGUUGUCUGACUGGAUGUGCUUGAACUAGACUCUUAUUUACAUGCAAUGAUGGAGUGAUGAUGGAAUGUCUGGUGUCUUUUUCGAGACCAUCCUGUUUUUCAUGCUGUAUUUUUGUAUAAAUAAGGUGCUGCACAUCUUAUUGUAAAUCAGACUUUAUGUUUAAAUUAGCAUAUUCUGUGAAACAGUGAUAAGGUCACUGAAGUUUCAUCCCAAAUGGCACCCUUGUAUAGUGCUAUAUGGUGCACUACUUGUGGCCAGGGCCCAUAGGGAUAUGGUCAAAAGUAGUGCWCUAUGUAGAGACUAGGGUGCCAUUUGGGAUACAUGCUGAGCAGGUUCCAUUGAUCAAUAUUGGGAGUUGUAGGAGAGAGCUAUUGGGUUAUUCCAGGAAAUGUGUCCUUUUUGGGUUCUGUAACUUAGUGAGAGAGAAAAAACAACGUUUAAUUUCACCUAAUUGUAACAUUCUGUCACAAAGAGCACAUGUUCAAYUUAGUAAAAAACAUAUUUUCCCAUCUCAAAAAAAAAAACUAUAUUAAGUGGCAAAUAAAGUAACAGGGUUGACGACUUUAUAUUAAAUCAGCGAGAAUUCCCCUUGUGACAGGUGGAAUGGAAGCUUGUGUGCAACAGGGUGAGGCAAUUGAAUGCAAGCUUCACAAAACAAUUGAAAAUGUAAACAUUUCUAGCCUGUCUAUCAACAGGGGUAACA
This is a messenger RNA of Salvelinus sp. IW2-2015, 2291 nucleotides long. It is a transcript of the gene xkr8.3, whose product is annotated as XK related 8, tandem duplicate 3. Gene Ontology annotation, cellular component: plasma membrane. The record is from RefSeq and is a predicted model, not a curated record. Gene Ontology annotation, biological process: apoptotic process involved in development; engulfment of apoptotic cell; phosphatidylserine exposure on apoptotic cell surface. NCBI's taxonomy places the organism in Eukaryota, Metazoa, Chordata, Actinopteri, Salmoniformes, Salmonidae.